AUGAAGAUCCUCACCAAAGAAGAAGAAGAAGCCCAUUACAAUGCCACCUUAAAAGGUGGUAUUACGGGCGGCCUCAUCGGUAUAGCAGUCGGCGGAUCAGCAGUCUUCGCAGCACACAAACGCUUUCCCACCUUCCGCUCCCUCACCCUGCCCCUAAAAACCUUCCUCGUAACCUCCUCCGGUACCUUUGCCGCAAUAAUCCAAGCCGACCGCUCGUCUCGCAGCUAUGAAUUCGCCCGCGACCCGCAACGGCAAUACCGCGACGAAGCCUCUAUGGAACUCGACGCUAUUCGCGACAAGGAGACCUCGUUCCAGCGCUUCAAGGAAUGGGGUCGCGAGCACCGUUAUCCCAUCGUGACAGUGUCUUGGGUGGCGAGUAUGGCUAUUGCGCUGGGUAUCGUGGGCCGGAGUCCUUAUUUGACGGGCGCGCAGAAGUUGGUGCAGGCUAGGGUUUAUGCGCAGGGGCUUACGCUCGCGGUCUUGAUUGCGACGGCGGCGUUUGAGGUCGGCGAUGCGAAUAAGGGCAAGGGGAGAUGGGAGACGGUCAAGGUGCUGGAUCCUAAUGACCCAGAGCAUAAGCAUAUUAUCGAGAAGAGGAUCCAUCAUGAGGCUUAUCAAGGGGAGGACUUGUGGCGUGAUAUGGUAGCUACUGAAGAGCGCAAAAUGGCCGCACAAAAGAAGGCCAAGGAGGAACAAUUAAAGUCUCCAGGAACACAAACGCACCCCAACGAAGCAGCGACCAAAAGCAAAAUCGUCAGCGAAAGCAAGAGCGCAGGCAAAGUGGACUUCAAGGAAGCUGCAGAAAGAGAGAGGAAGAACCAAUAA
This is a messenger RNA of Lachnellula hyalina, 825 nucleotides long. RefSeq names its product Respiratory supercomplex factor 2-like protein (gene rcf2). Lineage: Eukaryota; Fungi; Ascomycota; Leotiomycetes; Helotiales; Lachnaceae. The record is from RefSeq and is a predicted model, not a curated record. The coding region runs from base 1 to 825 and encodes 274 amino acids. The transcript is spliced from 3 exons. Gene Ontology annotation, biological process: mitochondrial respiratory chain complex IV assembly. Gene Ontology annotation, cellular component: mitochondrial inner membrane.